Psammomys obesus (fat sand rat) is the source of this 2256-nucleotide messenger RNA. RefSeq names its product glucosamine-6-phosphate deaminase 1 (gene Gnpda1). Gene Ontology annotation, molecular function: glucosamine-6-phosphate deaminase activity; identical protein binding. The coding region runs from base 67 to 936 and encodes 289 amino acids. The transcript has 7 exons. Gene Ontology annotation, biological process: N-acetylneuraminate catabolic process; carbohydrate metabolic process; N-acetylglucosamine catabolic process. The record is from RefSeq and is a predicted model, not a curated record. Lineage: Eukaryota; Metazoa; Chordata; Mammalia; Rodentia; Muridae. Gene Ontology annotation, cellular component: cytoplasm.
CGCGACUGCACAGUCAGCAGCCAGAGUCACUUAACAUCGGAGGGACACGCAGAACCCCAGGACAAGAUGAAGCUCAUUAUCCUGGAACACUAUUCGCAGGCCAGUGAGUGGGCAGCCAAGUAUAUUAGGAACCGCAUCAUCCAGUUUAACCCAGGGCCUGACAAGUACUUCACCCUGGGGCUUCCCACCGGGAGCACCCCUCUUGGCUGCUACCAGAAGCUGAUUGAAUACUAUAAGAAUGGGGACCUGUCCUUUAAAUACGUGAAAACCUUCAACAUGGACGAGUAUGUGGGUCUCCCUCGAGAGCACCCAGAGAGCUACCACUCCUUCAUGUGGAAUAACUUCUUUAAGCACAUUGACAUCCACCCUGAAAACACCCACAUUCUGGAUGGGAAUGCACCUGACCUGCAGGCUGAGUGCGAUGCCUUCGAGGACAAGAUCCAGGCUGCAGGCGGGAUUGAGCUCUUUGUUGGAGGCAUCGGCCCCGAUGGGCACAUCGCGUUCAAUGAGCCAGGCUCCAGUCUGGUGUCCCGGACCCGUGUGAAGACUCUGGCCAUGGACACCAUCCUAGCCAAUGCUAGAUUCUUUGAAGGCGAUCUUGCCAAGGUGCCCACCAUGGCCCUGACGGUGGGUGUGGGCACUGUCAUGGAUGCCAAAGAGGUGAUGAUCCUCAUCACGGGUGCUCACAAGGCCUUCGCUCUGUACAAAGCCAUCGAGGAGGGCGUGAACCAUAUGUGGACCGUGUCGGCCUUCCAGCAGCACCCCCGCUCGGUGUUCGUGUGUGAUGAGGAUGCCACCUUGGAGCUGAAAGUGAAGACAGUCAAGUAUUUCAAAGGUCUAAUGCUUGUUCAUAACAAGUUGGUGGACCCCCUGUACAGUAUGAAAGAGAAGGAAACUCAGAAGAGCCAGUCUGCUAAGAAGCCAUACAGCGACUAGCCUGUGCCUGAGGUGGCACUGGGUGCCUCAGAGGGGCAGACAGGUCUUUCUGGAAAUUGUCUGUAGGAGAAUAGAAUUACUUUUCAAUUCACUGUGGUUGCUGCAGGUCCUGGGCUGGGCAUAUGUCCGGGGACUUCAGCUAUGGGGAAUAUUGUUUAUAAGUUUGCUCCUUCUUUUUCAGUUCUGGGUGUUGAACACAGGGCCUUGCACAUGCCAGGCAAGUGCUCAACUAUCUGAGAUAUGUCCCCAACCUUCUACCCCCUUUUCAUGAUUAUUUGUAACAAUCAGAGGUCAUCUCCAUGACUGAAUGUCAUUAUAGACAAGUGAGGACCCUCAGCUUUCCUUUCUGCCCCACAUACAUGGCCAGCACACUCCGGCAAGAAAUCCUAUCUGUAUGUGCUCUCUCUCUUGAGUGGACAGGGAUUAGGGCUUGUGCACUUUGGACCAUAACCUUUUUGGAGUCUUGGAAGCCCCCCUUCUGCAUCCUUGCCCACUGAGAAUCCGUUUUAAAGAAUACACUUCCAGAACCUGAAUUAUGCACAAGGAAGCAGCCCUUCCUGCCAGAACCAAGCACCUUCAGAAGCCCUUCCCUUGUUCGUGUUGUGUGGAUGUUCUUUUCCCUGUUGGGAGUCAGCCUUUCUGUAAAUAGGCUUUCUGGGUAGGACUGGGCAUGAAGGCUAAGGUGGCUUUCCCAGAUAAACUCAAAGUUUCCAAAGGCCAGCCAUGUCUUGUUCUCUCUCAAGAUUCCCACAAGAGAAAGAUGGAAGCCCUGUUUCCCGUCAGAGCUGUUUUCUCAAAGGCUUCUUAGACACUCCCUUGGAUAAUAGACACAGUCAUGGCUUCAGUGUUUUUCACCCAAGGUGGAGACCUGGCCUCUGCACACGCAUGUGCUGAGCUCUCCUGCGUCCUCAGAGCUGAGUGCCAAGGUUACACACACGCUAGUACUGUCUCCUAGCUUAAACCACCCUGUCAUUCCCACCUCUCAGGUUUUUAAGGCUUCCUCUAAUGUUCUCAGAGUACCAGAAAUGCAAACCUUCUACCCCCUUCCCAGGUUCCUCUGCUUGGCUUGUCUGUAUCUCUGGUCUUAGUGGUGUGGUCGGUGCCUCCUCCUCUUUGCGCCUGUCUGAAGCUCCAGCUGCCUGUUUCCAGGAGAGGUUUUCAGAUCCUGGCCCAAGCCCUCUAGAAGUACUGUGUUUGGUACCAGCAUUUCGUUUGUAGUUUUUAUAUGUGAUUGUGAUGUCAUUCUGUAUUAAGCUAAAGGAUCAAUGGUCUUGUUUACAAUGUGAUAUUUUCUAUUAAAUCUAAUAUUUUCAAAUAAAA